CGAGUCAUUCCUUGACAGGAAUCCUCCGGUACUCACUCUCGUGGAGGGCACGCAGCCUCUGCACACCUUCCUAGGAUUCGAUUCAAAUAAGCAUGCCAUAACCCUGACACUGCGCGAUCCGUCAGAUGGCCGUAAGAUGCCGCCCAACGGAAACGACUUCGUGUCUGCGCACUGCACGCGCGGCGUGCGUAAGGUCAGCCCGUCUGCGUGGAAGUCCUACGUGAGCAAGUGCAAGCCGGACCUUGUAGUCGCGCUCUCGGACACGCCCUUCACUCCAGCACCACAUUCCCAAAAACGGCUCACGAAGAGCAUUGAGCGGUCAAUAGCCUGGCUUGCGGAUAUCCUCAGGGUCCCACUCCCGGAUGAGGCCAUCACGCGACCUCGCAAUGUACUCGUCCACCUUGCAGGCGGCGUAGAAGCCGAAGCCCGCUCAGAAUUCGCGGAACGUCUGACCGAGCCCAUCGAGCAAAGGGAUGCGCCUGGGCUCUCGCCACCGCUGAACACGCUCGACGACGGAGUUGCGGGAUACGUCUUCGAUCUCCAACCCCUCCACGCCGCCUUUUCAGCCGAAGCAUCCCGUACAAACAGCUCCCCAUCUCCCGCCAACGAGCUGCUCCACGCCAGCGACCGCCAACGCUCCUCCCCAGAAACCUCAAUCGCGCUCGUCGAGCUCCUCCACGCCUCGCUAGAUCCCCUCCCCGCAGACAAGCCCCGCAUCAUCAACUCCCCUGUCUCCCCACACGAAAUCCUCCGCCUCGUCCGGGACAUCGGCGUCGACCUCAUCGACGGCUCCUGGGCCCAGCGCGCGGCCGACAUCGGGAUCGCGCUCGACUUCCGCUUCCCCACCCCCACCGACACCUCAUGUGCGAACGCGCCCGUGCCCCGAGCGCGGGCGAACGGCAAGCGCGACCUGGGACACAACCUCUUCGACGCGCUCUACCGGCACGACCGCUCCCGCCUCGCCUCGUGCUUCCUCGACGGGCAGUCCGCCUCGAGCGCCGUCCCCCCUCCGCACGGCCUCCCGGUGUGCGAGUGCCACGCGUGCUCCCCGCGCUCGCCCGCAUCCCGCAUACUGCACAGCUCGGUCGACAGCCAGGCGUGGGCCGACGUGCGUCCGUACGCGCUCCAGCCGCCCGUCGUACGCUCGUACGUGCACCACCUGCUGCAUACGCACGAGAUGUCGUCGCACGCGUUGCUGGCGAUGCAUAACCUCACCGCGCUGUCCCGCUUCUUCGCGGGGGUUCGCGAGGUGAUCGCUCGCGGAGGGCAAGAGGAGUUCGAGCGUGAGGUCGAGCGGUUUGAGACGACGUAUGACGAGGGAAUGGCGCUCUGGGACGAGGCGGAGAGGAUGUGGCUCGAGGUCGAGCGUGCACGCGGCAAAGGGAGGCUCGCGCGGGAGAGGGAGAAGCAGGCGGCGUCGAUGAUUGGGACUGCGGUAGACCUCUGAACUCGUUACUUCUUUGGAUCAUCUCGCGGUCAAAAGUCCUAGGAGGAAUGCUGGCAUUGAACUAG
Messenger RNA from Dichomitus squalens LYAD-421 SS1, 1512 nucleotides. Its product is annotated as tRNA-guanine transglycosylase. Lineage: Eukaryota; Fungi; Basidiomycota; Agaricomycetes; Polyporales; Polyporaceae. Gene Ontology annotation, molecular function: pentosyltransferase activity. The record is from RefSeq and is a predicted model, not a curated record. The coding region runs from base 137 to 1447 and encodes 436 amino acids. The transcript has 3 exons.